AUGCCCCAGAGGGCCGCCGCCCCGCGCACGCGGCUGUGCUCGGGUCCCGGCCGUCGAGCACAAGAGUGUAGCUGCACCCAGUGGCUGUCCCGCGCCCACCCCGGAGCUCCGAGAAGCUCUGGAACCAGAUCGUUACCACCCGUGCCUGGCUGUCCGGCCUACCCCACGCCCGCCCGGAUCUGGAGGCGAACCCGCCACCGCCGCGCCCUCCCCGUAUCCGGCUCCGCAGUGACACGCGCAGCCCUCGCCCCACCCCGGGCCACGUCUCCCGCUCCCAGUGCAGCCACUCUCCUCCGGCCGAACAAAGAGGCCCCGGGACGCCGCGGAGCCUGCCAUGCCCGGACGGGUCGCGCCAGACCAAAGGGCCAAGGGCGGAGGCGGCGGUCACAAAGCGGCUUUUGUGCCACCCACCCGGCCCGCUGCGGAAGCCGAAACUGCCCCCGGCCGCCGCAGAAGCCGGACCGCGCCGCCCCCGUCGCUCCGGGCUCGGGAGGGACUCAAAAGCCGGUGCCUCCGGCGGCCAACCGCCACCCCGCAGCCCCGAGGGGCCCGGCAUCUGCCUCCGCACAGCCGGCCGCAAUCGGCCGGCCACAGGGCCAUAACCCGCCCGCUCCCACCCGGGACCCACCGGAACCGCAACCCGGGGCAACCUGGAGGAGACGCCGGGCUCCGAACAAAGGCGACAGCGGGGAUGGGGGGCCGGUCGUGGAUUCCCAGCCCGAGAGGCGACGAUGCGACGGCUACUCACAGGAAUAUGUUUACUCAUUGAAGAUUGUGGCCUAAUCAUACAGCCGGUCCCGAGGCGGCGGCGACACAGGCGGUGGCGGUGGCUGCAGGGCAGGAGGCGGCGGUGGUCGUGGCGGAGCGGCGGUGGCGGCGAUGCAGGCGGCGGCGGGGGCACCAGACUCUACCAUGCAGUGAGCGGCUCGGAGCAGAGCGCGUAGCCGAGCCGGCCCGCAGCCGAAGGAGCCAAUACACGCGCCGAGGCGCCCUUGCGUCACAAGCCCUCCCCUUUAUAGCCGGCGCGACGUGCAACCCUCCAGCCACCAAUCGCGGCCUGGAACCGCGGGCCAGGAGCCGACAGGCGGGGGCGGAGGCCCGCCCCCUCCGGACGUCACUCCGCGGCGGCCGCCGCCGGUGUGAACCGGUUGAUGAAUGGCUAAGCGCCGAGUCGGAGCAUCCCCGGGGCGGGGGAGGGAAGGGGCUGCCGGGAGUGCUCCGGGAUGCAGGAAGCCUGAAGUUAAGAAGGGGUGGGAGCGAGAGAGAUUCCGAUUUAUCGACUGGAAGGAAUCAUGCUGCAAACCACGUUUCUCAUAAUUAAAACGGUCCAGGAGUGCACACAUGUCACAUGAGGAGACUCGAAGUUUGCCUGAAUCGUAAAAUGCAAUCCUUCUAGGGCUGGAACCGCGUCUCAGUGUCGAGCCUGCUUUCUACUGCCUUAACCACGGUCAUCUUUGCCAGUGGUUUACCUUGGCACCUGGGCCCCGAGUACCUUCGUCAUCAAAUAAUAUUUAUGUCGCAAGACCGCUGUACCCGGUGACUCAACACCUUGCAUGCCACGGCCUUAGGCUUGGUCAAGAUGAAUUCUUGUCCCUGGGGGCGCUUUCAAGCGGGGAGAAACUUACCUUCGCAAAACUUAAGGCUAUAGAAGAUGGGGAGAGUAUCUUUUGAUGCAGACGAAGCCCUAUGCUCCCUAUAUUCUUUUUUUGAUCACACCUCUCUAUACUACGUACGCGUGCAACUGCAGUUGGCUCAAUUGUGGCAUUUCGAAAUCACAUGCAUCCUUUGUACUGCUGCUCACUUGAUAUGUUGUCUCAGAUAAUGAAAGGUUAGGAAGUGCUUAAAGAAAGCGUUUUUAGAAAUUAAGAAUCCUCGGUUUUGUCAAGCACUGAUGUAAUUCUUUGCGUCAAAGCUAAAGCUCUUCUUUAUGUUCGUUUUCAGUCCUCUUUUACUGACUUCAUUAUUUAAGCCCCUAAGAAGUAAAGUCUUAUCGCAAUUCUGUGCCAUACAAGGGCACCUCUGUUAUUUAUAAUCUGAAAACCCUUUCUCCUCAGCUCUGGAGAAGGACCAAACAGGACCUUUACCUGCUUUUUAAGAACUCAGUUUUCCACUAACACUGAAGCCUUUUGUUUGUUAUUUUCACCGAGUAUGAGAUUGGAGAGGGCUUUAGGGAUCAAAUUUUGUCCUCUUUCAGUGCCCUGCAACAUCUUAGGAUUUAUUAGAACUUCUAUUUAGAGACUGGUUGUAUAGUUAUUCAACUUUCUUAACUCUGUAAGUAAAAUAAGAACUUUAAAAAAACAAAAACAAACAAAAUCCUGGGCCAGACUUUCAAAGGAACAAAAACUCUUCGUCAUUUGGAAGAAAAUGGCUCACCUACGACACAUUUUAAUCCAUUAAAAUCAAGGAAAACUAGCACACUUGAGAAAUAUGUCCCUUUACAAAUAAAUGAUUUAAAAAAGUAAAGACUUUAAAAUCUUAAAUUCUAAGAAAAUAUAGAAAGCUUAAAAAUCUUGGGUGGUAGGGGCAAAGCUAAGCAGGCUGGGGAACUCAUGUCGAAAAAAAGGGACAGAUUUCAUAUAUAAGAACUAAAAACUUUUAUAUGGCAAAAGGCUUUUGACAAAUGUCAAUUUCACACUGGGGGAAAUAUUGGUGAUACUUCAUGGGUAGGGUUAAUAUAAAAAGCUUGGCCAAUGUAUAUAAUAGUGUAGUUAAAAAGCACAUAUUCAGUCAGCCACUCUUACUCCACAAGUUGGUAAACACAGAUAAUUGGAAUAGUGAAACUUUUUCAUGUAAUGGCAUUUCAAAAAAUACAUUUGGUGGGACAAGAUAUAAACUCAGCAAAUGAUUAACAGAGCCAAAUAUGUGUUAGCCAAUUUUCUUGUAGAACUUGUGAUACAAGUUGUGAGCCUUGUGAUCCACAGAUCCUGUAAUUACCACAAGCAGUGCUGACACGAAGUAUCCAGUCAGCUAUGCUCAUCAAGUUCUAAAAGCUCUCAAAUUCUCAAGUGGCCUGGGGGUCUUAGCCUCUCAGACAAGGUACCAUCUUAUCCUACUAUGAAAGUAACAUAUUUAAAGGAUGAAAAAAUAAGGCUUUUGCUGUUGAGAGAAACGAUGCAUUUUAUUUUAUGUAUUUAUUUGAGAUGGAGUCUUGCUCUUUUGCCCAGGUUGGAGCACAGUGGUGCAAUCUUUGCUCACUGCAACCUCAGCCUCCUGGGUUCCAGCAAUUCUCCUGCCUCAGCCUCCCAAGUAGCUGGGAUUACAGCCACCUGCCACCACACCUGGCUAAUUUGUUUGUACUUUUAGAAAACUCCAUGUUGACUAGGCUAGUUUUGAACUCCUGACCUCAAGAGAUCUGCCUGCCUCAGUCUCCCAAAGGAAAGGACACAUUUUAAACAAGAUAUAAGUGUGGUCUUGCUGACCAAUCCAUUAAAUGUUCCUGCUUGUCAGCUGCCAUUGUGGUUCACUGCUAUGCUGAGGGUGUCUGCUGUAUUUAGUUUAAUACUUUUAAGCUGCAGAUUCUUGGAGAACAGUAGAACAUCCCAGCAUUGGUCAGGAGACUUCUGUGAUUUGAGGACUCACUAACCCUUACAGACUUGCACUCAGAGCAUUAGCACCUGUACUUAUUUAAAGUGGGUCUCUAACAGACUUGAAAAUAGUGCUUCCAGACAUCAAAAAGGGAGAAAACACCUCUAAAAGCCAAUGCUUACUCUAAGCUCCAGGAGAGGCUCUAAAAUAGAGGAUUUUCUCUCCUGCUAAACAAGAUUCUCAGCUGGAAGUUACUUCUCUCAGCAAAACAUGUGUCCUUAACCUCAUCACGAUAGGCAGGGCUUUCUAUUGACAAUUCAAAAUAUAAAAGCCAGCAGUUGGGAAAUAAGACUAGAAGAAUAUUAUAAGGAAGUUGAGCAUGGUGGCAUACAGGCUCAUGCCUGUAAUCCCAGUACUUUGGGAGACCAAGGUGGGUGGAUCACCUGAGAUUAGGAGUUAGGAGUUCAAGACCAGCCUGGUCAACAUGGUGAAACCCAUCUCUACUAAAAAUACAAAAAAUUAGCUGGGCAUGGUGGCAGGCACCUCUAAUCCCAGUUACUUGGGAGGCUGAAGAAGGAGAAUCACUGGAAAGCUGGGAGGCAGAGGCUGCAGUGAGCCGAGAUCAUGGCACUGCACUCUAGCCUGGGAGACAGAGUGAGACUUCAUUUCAAAAAAAGAAUAUUAUAAGCGAUAUUUUUAUGGAAGAGGAAAGACUGCAGAAGGCAAGAGUGCAGAGGAAGAUUGGCAAAUCUUGAUGAAGAAGAACAGAGAAAUCUUCACAAGAACAGCAGAUCUAGUAAACAUUGAUUCCAUUUUACCAAGUUUACAAAAGGAGUGAAGGAUUCCUUGAUUUUCAAUCUUCUCAGAUUGGUUGGGGCUACAAGGAAGUCUGAUAAAAACAUUUAACAUAGCAAGAGUAAUAUCAUUGCCAUAAUAGAUUAAACGUGACAAUAUCAACCUAGAAAAAGACACUAGAUUGCAAGGUAUAAUGACAGUCUAGCAAAUAUAUGUAAUAGAGGCAAAUACCCCAAUGGGCCAUAAUCUAGUAAGUGUCUGGAUACUAGUGCAGAGGGUAAGUUCCCAUACCCAUAUUUAACAAGAGUCCUAAAAAUUCAAGUAUGCCAUGGCUGCUGUCAGCAUUGUUAAAGUUUAUUUCCCUCUUGCUGUUUUAGAACAGCCUAUUUUAUAUCCAAUUAAUUUUCUUAUAUGAUUAUUAAAAAUAAAUAUGUAGUAUACAGGCAUACCUUCAUUUAUUGUGCUUUGCAAAUAUUGUUUUUUUUUUUUAACAAAAUGAUGGUUUGUGACAGCUUUUUGUCGAGCAAGUCUAUCAGAGCCAUUUUUCCAAUAGCAUGUGCUCAUUUCAUGUCUCUGUGUUACAUCUUGGUAAUUCUCCCAAUAUUUCAAACUUUUAAAUUAUUAUUGCAUUUGUUAUGGCAAUUUGUGAACAGUGAUCUUUGAUAUUGUUAUUGGAAUUGUUUUGGGCCACCACAAACUGUACCCAUUUAAGAUGGCAAACUUAUUUGAUAAAUGUUGAAUAUAUUCUGACUGCUCCGCUGAUGGGCCAGUCCCUCAGUGAGACACAGCAAUACUGAAAUUAGGCCAAUUAAUAACCCUACAGUGGCCUCUGAGUGUUCAAGUGAAAGGAAGAGUCAUUCAUCUCUCACUUUAAAUCAAAGCUAAAAAUGAUUAAGCUGAGUAAGGCAAGUUGAAAGCAGAGAUAGGCCGAAAACUAGGCCUCAUACCCAAAACAGUCAAGUUGUGAAUGCCAAGGAAAAGCUCUUGAAGGAAGUUAAAAGUGCCACUCCAGUGAACACAGGAAUGAUAAGAAAGUGAAACAGCCUCAUUGUUGAUAAGGAGAAAGUUUUAGAGUUCUGGAUAGAAAACCAGCCACAGCAUUCUCUUAAGUCAAAGCCUAAUUCAGAGCAAGGCCUUAACUCUCUUCAUUUUUAUGAAGGCUGAGAGAGGUGAGGAAGUUGUAGAAGAAAAGUCUGAAGAUAGCAGAGGUGGAUUCAUGAGGUUUAAGAGUAGAAGCCCUCUCCCUAACAUAAAAAUGAAAGGUGAAGCAGUAAGUGCUGAUGGAGAAGCUGCAGCAAGUUAUUGAGAAGAUUUAGCCAAGAACAUUGAUGAAGGUGGCUACACUAAAUAACAGAUUUUCAAUGUAGACAAAACAGUCUUAUACUGGAAGAAGAUGCUGUCCAAGACUUUCAUAGCUAUAGAAGUCAAUGCUUGGCUUCAAAGCUUCGAAGGACAGGCAGUUCUCUUGUUAGGGGCUGAUGUGGCUGGUGACUUUAAGUUGAAGCAGAUGUUCAUUUACCAUUCUGAAAAUCCUAGGACCCUUAAAAAUUAUGCUAAAUCUACUCUGCUGUGCUCUAUAAGUGGAAGAACAAAACCUGGUUGACAGCACAUCUGUUUAGCAUGGCUCACUAAAUAUUUUAAGUCCACUGUUGAGACCUACUGAUAAAACGUGAUUUAUUUAAAAAUACUAUUGCUCCUUGACAAUGCACAUGGUCACUGAAAUGCUCUGAUGGAGAUGUACAAGGAGAGUAAUAUUGUUUUCAUGCCUUCUAACACAGCAUCCAUUCUGCAACCCAUGGAUCAAGGAAUAAUUUUGACUUUCAGGUUUUAAUAUUUAACAAGUACAUUUCAUAAGGUUAUAAAUUGCUGUAGAUGGUGAUUCCUCUGAUGGAUCUAAGCAAAGUAAACCAAAAACAUUCUGGAAAGGAUUCUAGAUGCCAUUAAGAACAUUCAUGAGAGGAGGUAAAAGUAUCAGCAUGAACAGGAGUUUGAAAGAAGUUAACUCCAACUCUCAUGGAUGACCUUGAGGGCGUUCAAGACUUCAGUGGAGGAAAUCACUACAAAUAUGGUGAAAAUAGCAAGACAAUUGGAGUUAGAAACAGAGUCUGAAGAGUUGACUAAAUCGCUGCAAUUUUAUGAUCAAACUUGAAUGAAUGAGGAGUUGCUUCUUAUGAAGGAGAAAAGAGAGUGGUUUCUUGAGAUAGAAUCUACUGCUGGUGAAGAUGCCGUAAGCAUUGUUGAAAUGAUAAAGGAUUUAGAAUAUCACAUAAACUUAGCUGAUAAAGCAGUGGGUGAGUUUUAAGAGGACUGAUUGCAACUUUGAAAGGAGUUCUCUUGUGUGUAAAAUACUAUCAAACAGCACUGCCUGCUACAGAGAAAUUUUUUGUGGAGUCAUCAAUGCAGCAAACUCCAUUGUCUUAUUUCAAGAAAUUGCCACAGCCACCUUAACCUUCAGCAACUACCUCCCUGAUCAGUCAGCUGCCAUCAUCACUGAGGCAGGAUUCUCCAACAGCAAAGAUUAUGACUUGCUGAAGGCUCAGAUGACUGUUAGCAUUUUUUAGCAAAAGUAUUUUUAAAUUAAGGUAUUCUAGGGUACCCGUUUUCCCCACUUCCUUUCUGUGUCUUGACCAAAAUCACAGUGACCCAGCCAGCUGUAGCCAUAGGUUUUCCUCAGCUGGCUUGAACCCAAACCAGCUUGAACAUUCCCAGGCACUGAUAAUAAUGUCUUGGUUUACUGGAAAGAAACUGACCCCGACCCUGAGCCGAAUUCCUUAAAUUUUCAUGUAAACUCCAUCCCCUCACCCCCUGGCUACAGACUAAUGUGGGUAAAACAUCCCUUUUCUCUUGCUGUCCAUCACAAUAAUACAUUGCAACACCCUGCAAGUUCCUUUAAUAAAUGUUUUGGACUGAUCA
Messenger RNA from Homo sapiens (human), 7233 nucleotides. Its product is annotated as translation initiation factor IF-2-like. The record is from RefSeq and is a predicted model, not a curated record. NCBI's taxonomy places the organism in Eukaryota, Metazoa, Chordata, Mammalia, Primates, Hominidae. The transcript is spliced from 2 exons. Bases 1 to 783 code for a protein of 260 amino acids.